AUGGAAGUGCCUGAUGCAGGACAUGAAGAAGAAUGUCCUGAUUCAUCAUCCGAAUUAUUUCAUCCAUCCAUUGCAAAGUUCCCAAAGAAAAUGACAGAACUUUUAUUACUUGGGAAAACUCCACAGGCUGAGAAAUCUGUAGAUGAAUUUAUGGAUGAAAUACCAAUACUUGGCAGGAAAAAACGACGUGGAGGUCGCAGACGGAUGAAUGAACUGAGCAAAGAACAUAGAGUUAUUAUGGGAAGAAUAAAUAUGUUAUAUGCAAAGAAAGAUUUUGAUGCUGCUUGGAAUUUAUGCGAAGAAUUAAUUCAAAAAGGUACCAGGCAACUGUGUAUCAACUGUAUCUUACGGGCAACAAUUUUACAAAAUUUCUGCAAGUAACAAGAGUGGAUUUUAACACAAAUUUUUAACAUAUUAAUAAGUUACAAUACGUAUUAGCAAACUCGUGCAUGCUUGCGUUGAAAUGAGCUGUUUUUGCAAGUUGUGGCAAUUUUGUUGCUCCGAUUACUUCUCCAUGGAGUGCUUGUGAUGGCGUUUGAUAAUUAUGCAUAAGAGUAUAUGCAUAAAUUGAGUAUGCAUAUUAAUUGAUGCAUAAGAGUAUGCAUAAAUUGUUGUCUCUUUCACCCUUUUUCACGCGGACCUUUUUAAGAAUUAAGUUGAGUCGGUAUGUAAUUCUUCAGAAAACAUCCUUCAUUUGGACGAAGCCUUUCUGAAGGACGAAGCAACUUUAUUGUUCUCAACACAAAAACAAUUGUUAUGGUCCAGACACACCGGACGCGAUUCGCGAUUUUUUGAUUUUCACUGACCGAUAACUUUGAUCCUAGUUUGAAUUUUCCAAAUUUUUAGAAGCCCUAUAACAUUUUGAGUUAUUUGGUCUACAUAUCUUUCAAAAUUUGCUCUCAUUGGCUGUUUUAUUAACUUUCAAAAACUAAAAAAUCGCGUCUCGUUGCCAAAUCGCGUCCGGUCUGUAUGAUGGACCUUAAAAUGGACAUAUCAAAAAUUAGAGUUCCGAAAAGUGACGUUUCAUGUUGCGACCGUCAUCGUAUCCGCUCCGUUAAUUGAAACUGGUUGAAGGAACUUUCUGAUUGGUCAUGUCAACUGCAACAAAUAUUACCUGCCUUCCCUUCAAAACGUACAACCGUUUGCAAGAGGCAACUUUUCGUUAAACAACGAGUGCAAACUCUUUUUGAAUGCGAACAUUUGUGUAACAUUUGUAAAUGUAUUUUAUCAACACUUUGUAGCGGCCAUCUUGGAUUGUCUUUGUUCUAUAGGGACCAUUACGUCACUGUAAGCUAAUUCGUCGCUAAUUACCCUUUCUCACGCCGCCAUCUUUGGGUGGCACUUCAGCCGAAGUCUGCGAGAUAAGUCCACAUAACAGUGACUUUUUAUAAUUUUUUGGACGAAUGAUGAUAAAUUUGCUUUGUAAAUGGUUAGUUUAUUUUGAAAAAUUGCUUUGCACAUUGUUUCAAUUGUCUGCAUUGGUUAACAAGAAUUAGAUGCCACCCAAAAAUGGCGGAUAUUCGUCAUCGUGAGAAAGGCUAAUUGGCCAGAUACUAACACAGUUGCAAAAAUCACAAUAAGAAAUGUGAGUAUAGUCACUAUGGCUGGGCGUCAAACUUGGUCGGUUAUUAAUUAUUGACGUACACUAUUUUGGAGUCAUGGUUGGUGAAUUCACUACAUAAUGUUUUUAUUUCAGCUCCUCGUUGUCCUGAACCAUUUCAAACCCUUGCAUUCAUUUGUGAAGAAAAGAAUGACCCAGAAAAAGCCCACCAGGUGUUGUAUUAAUUUCGCAGUCAAAUGUUUAGGAAGCAAUGAGCGAUAAAUUCCAGGCUAUACUACCUUGUCUGACUACUGUAACCUCCUCCGCAGGCAUCUCGUAGUUCACCUGUGUUGCUUGGGUUUAGAAAUUUGAGGGUUUUUUCCCGCAACCAGAUUCUGCCCGCCAAUCUAAAGGUGAUGCCUGCGGAAGAGGCUAAGACUACUGUAUGAACCUUAAAUGUAGACUAUGGUGAAGUUUUUUUUUUUAAAGCGUUGUCAUCUUGCAUGAUCCAACAGCUUUUAACAAAAACUGUGUCUUCCAAGCAUAUUUAUGCCAUCACACAGUUCAAUGAAAUUGAUCUGAGAAUAGCUUACAUGCUGGGCAAUUUUACUAGCUGUAAUGGGUAUUUCUCGCCAAGUGAGAUACUGUACCUUUACGGCUCAUAUGCAUAUGAACUUUUGGGGUUUCUUGUUGUUUUCAAAACAAUACAUACACCACAUUCUCCAAAGUUUCGGUGGACAGUCACAUGUCCGUAUUGUUAAUCCCUCCUAUACUUGUUUACUUGUGUGACAUAUUUACCAUACGUUUUAGUACAAGUUAAUUGCUGCUCAUUUGGGAGCUGUUGAUUGUGAGGAAUGGAUUGAACUAGGUCAGAUAUCCAUGAAGAAAGGAAACUCACAGGAAGCUCUGAUAUGUUUUGCUGAAGGUCUGUUUAUUAGAAAAACCAUAUAUAGGUUUGAUACUGUAGAGGUCAUUGAACAAAAAGAAGAAUGAGUUUUUUAUGGUCCUUGGAAUACGUGUUUGUGGGCUUAUGUGUAUGAUGCACCUAAUAACGAUUUAGAGCUUCGUUUGGAACGAAUUGUAUAUUUCGCUACAUACACUGUCACUCGCAUCCAAAUUUCAGAAACGUAAUGCAUGUUUUGAUGUUGAUAGACCAAGGACCCGGAAAAGAUUUUGUUCUAAGUGUCGUCACAGAAUAGGAACAUAAGGUGUCGUUCUUGUUUUUUAAAUUGUUGUUCCUAAAAGUUCAUUUUAGCGAAUUUUAAUUACAGAGUACAGUAUAUACUGUACAUGUAUAAUGAGGACUUUGUUUGUCCUGUUUUCUGAGCCUUCAAUUGUUAUAGUUGUAAAAUUAAUUAAUUUUAAAAAACUCAUAAAAUACAGUUAUAUUUUCCUACGCUAGACUUCAUCGUGUUUCUGCUAAGGUCACCACUCAUAAAAUGACAGUAGUUUAUCAAUAAUGCAGAAAUAACUCUUUAAGAUAAUAACUUUUUCAAGUGACUCAUGCAUGUGCUAAAUACUAGCUGUUGUAUAUGGCAUGGUUUCUUUCUAACCUGUAGUCACAUAUUGUAGUUUUCUCGAAUUCUUGCUUUAAAUGGGUUUUCUCUUCAAAUCAAUUUUAGCAAGUAAGAAAGAUCCUACUAAUGUCGAUAUCCUCAUGACAAAAGCUUCAAUUUACGAAAAUCUGAAACAACCGAAGAAAAAAAUGGAAGUGUACGAGAAUAUACUAAAGGUAAUAAUGUCAUGCAUUGUGUUGACUUUAUACAUAAGAAAUACAAUAGAGCUAUUAAUGAGCACAUACUGUAACCUUUCCUGAAUGUAUAAACUCGGUGUAAAUUUACAUAGUCAUUGUUCAGUAGCUAUUUAAGGCUCCAAAAGUGAGGAAGGUUGCAGUUAGCGUCCGAAAAUUUAAGUAUAUUUUAACCUUUUUAAUUUAAGUAAGAGUUAUAAAUCGAGAACGCGGGAUAUAAGUCAUAUAUUUACCCGAGGCGCCGCCGUCGGACUCCUCAUUGAUAGUCGGACGCAUCAUUCAUCUGCGUUCAGGCCUCCGCGCGUUAUCGAUGGAUCCCUUCGUACCCUGCGUAACCCACUGGUGCACCAUAAAUAGUAAUAUACAGGCCGUUCGAGCCCCUUUUUUGUGGUGGUGUGUGGUGGUGGUGUGUGGUGGUGGUGUGUGGUGGUGGGGUGUGGUGGUGGGGUGUGGUGGUUGUGGUGGUGGUGGUGUUGUUGGUGGUGUGUGGUGGUGGUGUGUGGUGGUGGUGGUGGUGUGUGGUGGUGGUGUGUGGUGGUGGUGUGUGGUGGCGCAUUAUCAUUAGCAUAGAAUGAGGGCCAGUGAGGUGGUGGAUCUCAUGUGGGGUUUGUUCACUUAAUAUAUGCAAUGGAUAUUAUUACGGGCGGUCGUGAGCAUGUUCAGGCGAACAGUCACUGUUUUCGCUGAGCUCAGCACUUUUCGCGUUUUAAUUAGCGUCCCAUGUUAGCAUAGCUACAAAUUGUCAAAACAUUUGAUCUAAGUAGCCUCCUCCGCAGGCAUCUCGUAAUUGUUUAUCUCUGUUUAUCUCUUAUCUCACAAGAUUUCAGUUUUAAAAUACAUUUAUUAGUACGGUCUACUGCUAAGAGCAUAACGUUUGGGUGUUUUUGGGUUUUUUUUUAAUUUCUCAUACUCUUGUCUCUCUUCAGGGGAUAACCUUGCAACAUCUUCAUGCUUCAUUGGAAUAUAUUUUGGCCUUUCGUUUAGUAAAAAACGUUCAUACCGCUCUCUUUCCUUUGGUUUCAUCAUAGCCAAGUCACUUUCUUUCCAAUCAGCAGAGUCUACCCAAUUGUGAAAACGUUGCGCUUGAGUUUUGGUCGUUCCUCUUCUGUUGGUGGUGGCGUAAGGAAAUUAGGUUUAGGAGUGGCAGGCACUGGUGGUGGUAUUUUCGCUGGUACAGGAGUAGGAAGCACUUGUGGUUGUGGUUGUAUCUCAGCAGAUACGGGAGUAGGAGUUCUCUGAACAGAAGCUUCGUGAUAGUGAACCGGGACAUCCAUCUUAUUUUUGAAUGUGAGAAACCGAUUUAGUUGAUCAGAGUAAAGCUUGCUUUUUUCCGCCACAGAAAGUUGUGGCGCUUCCAUGAUUUCUUUCAUUCUCUGUUCGGUAUCAUACAUUGUAUGAUCAAGUAGCGGUUGACGAUACGACUGUUUUUGUAAAAACUUUGCAAUCUCGCUGGGAAGUACGUUGGUCUAAGUCGUUGUUGAUCGUCUGUUGUUGGUUUUAAAUCCAACAUCAAGUACCCAUGACGUCGACUCGUGGCAUGUUCAUAAGUGAAACUCCUCAUAGACUCUUGCACUCGCCCGGGAUUUAUUUGCCUGGCAAGCAUAGAAAUUUGCUGUUUAUCUCUUGGUGAUUUGAACAACACGAUAUAAUGAGCGUUAAGGCUGAUAUUUCUCAUUUCUUUGCCCUGGUGAAAUAUGUUUUGGACAAUAUAGAUGAUAGACAAAUUUCGAUGAUGGCUUCCUUUCGUAAAAAGAUCAGCAAUACGUUUAUCUUUACCAGAUUGAGCCUUAAGGUCGUCCAAUACGAUCAAAUUCCGUUGAGAUACGUCCAAGUAAUCUGCGUUGUCGAUAUCGUCGGGGAUACCUUCAUUAAACUCGAUUCCAGGCAUCGUCCUCAUCAUAUCAAAAUAGGAGGGUUGCCAUUGACCAUAACACCAGAUGAUACGUUGAGGCGGUGGACUUAUAGUUUUCUGUGAAUUCUCCAAAAGAGUUUUCACCCACACAGUCUUGCCGCUUUGUGUACACCCAGCUACGAUGCACGUGAAAGGGUGUUGCAUGACUGUAACUCCAUUCACCGUAAGAAUUUGUUGCCCAACAUUACGAUUUCCAUAUGCAUGGACAACCUUCUUCUGGCGAAGGAGAUUACUCGCAUUUGCAAACGUUUUACCGCAGAUGUCGCAUUCAUAAGACAUGUUUACUUCUCAAGAGUAAAAUGAUUUAAAGCAAGGGUGAAGAGGUAUAUUUAUCCCGUUGGCUAUUGUCAUGACUAUGAAGACUGUGGUGAUGACUAUUAAGACUACAUGACUAUCAAGACUAUGGUGAAGACUAUUAAGACUAUGAUGAAGACUAUUAAGACUAUAGUCAUGACUAUUAAGACUAUGGUGAAGACUAUUAAGACUAUAGUCAUGACUAUUAAGACUAUGGUGAAGACUAUUAAGACUUUAGUAUAAAUUUCCAGGUGACUAUUGAUUUUUCUGCAUUCUGAUUGGUCAAGAUUCACUGUCUCUGAAGUGAUAGUCACUGGUCAUGCAGUGACUAUAGCUUUUUUUCUCAAAAUGGCUGCUCGUUUUGCCGUAGUAGGCAGAAGAGGAAAUUGCCAAAAUUAAAGAUAGCAUUCCGAAAAAACCCAAACAAGCUACAAAAUAUGGUUUAAAAAUAUUUAAGGUAAAAUAUUAAGCUUUACGUGCUUUUAUUUGGAAAAAAACUGGCUUAGUCGCAACGCGACACAGUCUGUGUCACAGAGCCGUGUCUGAGAUUUAAAUUUUGUAAACAAACUAUUUACAUUGAAAAUAAAUUUAUUUGAAGUGAAUUUUUAUAAAGUUGUGUGGAUUAUUGUUUGUAAACACCUGGAAAUUUAUACUAAAACAAUUAGUCGCCUCAGGCUCGGUGAUUACAAGCCUAUAUUCACUUCGCCUUCGGCUCAGUGAAUAUAGGCUUGUAAUCACCUCGCCUUCGGCGACUAAUUGUUAAAUAGUCAUGACAAUUAAGACGAUGGUGAAGACUAUUAAGACUAUAGUCAUGACUAUUAAGACUAUAGUCAUGACUAUUAAGACUUUGCUGAAGACUAUUAAGACUAUAGUCAUGACUAUUAAGACUAUAGUCAUGACUAUUAAGACUAUAGUAAAGACUAUUAAGACUAUAGUCUUAAUAGUCUUUACUAUAGUCUUAAUAGUCAUGACUAUAGUCUUGAAGGUCAUGACUAUAGUCUUAAUAGUCUUCACCAUAGUCUUAAUAGUCAUGACUAUAGUCUUAAUAGUCUUCACCAUAGUCUUAAUAGUCAUGACUUUAGUCUUAAUAGUCUUCACCAUAGUCUUAAUAGUCAUGACUAUGGUCUUAAUGUAUUAGAUGUAUUAAUACAUCGUAUCCAUGAUGUUUGAAAGGCAUAGCUUAAGAAAUGGGUAUUCUGCAAUCGCUCCGGAUGAUAUUGCAAUGUUUUUUCAGAAUUAUGGAAUCGAAAACAAUGAAACUUAUAAAGAGUUACAAAAGCAAAGAAAAGAGUUACAAAAAUCAGUUACAAAAGCAAAGAAAAGCAAGUGGGAAUGGCGAAUAUAACUUAAUAAAAUAUGUCGGAUGUCACCACCACACAAGAUACGAAGCCACAAUGUGUCCUGCUCAGAUUUUGACAUCUCAACCAAGCAAUACAAUAUUUUGAAAUCACCAGUGGCGUGCGCAAGACACACUGGGAAGGCGCAUCUAAUAAGAAGAGUAUCCGCUGAAUGUUUUGUUUAAGGGCGCGAGUCAAUGAUGCGUCCGACGAUCAAUGAGGAGUCCGACUGUCUACGGAAAAAAAAUUUGCGGCGCCGCAGGGCCCAAGGGCAAAUAUAUGAUUUAUAUAUCCCAAGUUCGAGGUUUAUAACCGACUUAUUUUCUAGUUGAGGAAGUUUUCGAACAAGAUUUCAUUAAUUUCAAAGACUAUCCAUAAAGAUUUUUCGAGUUUUGUCGACAAGUUUAAUCUAAUUAUUUAUUCACGGGUUAUAACCUGUAUUCAUCCCGCGGUACAUGAAAGAAAACCGACUCAACUAGAAAAUAAUGUAUAUAAUAGAUCAGCUUCAACAAGAAACCAAGUCAUAAUAAGAUUACUAUAGCUGUUCUCCAGCAAGGUUGGGGCGAAGAUAAAAGGGCGUGGGUACAAUAAUGAUUCUCUGUGUGUGCAGUUAGUUUUCCAUUAUUUGUUGACAAUAACGUCAAUAGCAACAACAACGUAAUUAUUAUGCAAUGUAAUAUGUAGUCCGCCAUUUAUAUGCACAUGCUCUCGCUCGUGUCCGUGGGGAGUCUUGAUGACAUCACUACAAUUAAUAUACUACUACGUCACUAUCUUUAGUUUGUUUCCAUGCAUACAUAUAUAUGUUGUUUUUUUCUUUCUUUAGGUUUUGCCAGAUGAUGGAGCAAAAUAUUUUGCUUUUUCUAAGAAUAUGGCUCAGGUUAGAAAAGGCCAUUUUGCUGCAACUUGCAACGCAACUUGUGGCACAAGUCAUGUUAUGUAAAACGAAUUCAUACGGGGGGGGGGGGUACGUUCUGACCUUGCCAUGUUUUCAAAGUCGAUAAACGUAUAUUCGACGAGGUUUAUAUUUUGAAACGGACAAAAUAUUAUGUUUUCAGCUUGCUUAUGUUUUGGAACGGACGAGAUAAUACGUUUACUGAAGCAAAGAAAAUACAGGCUUUACAUACAUUGUUUGAAAGUGUCCUAUUUUUUCGUCUUAGCUAUAUCAUGGUGAAAGUCAAGAUGAGAAAGCAAUCGAAGUGUUGGUUAAAGCAUUUAAAAAAUAUCCAGAUGAGAUAAAGUUUGAAGGUACAUGUAAUAUAUGAAAAUUGUGAUAUGAGCAACACAAGAGAGCUUAGUCCCAGGUUCCGUCUCUUACUUCGCCGUUUAUGAUUGCUGCAUGGAUUAGCAUGCCCGCCGAGAGGAGACGGGGGGAGGGCAGCUCAAAAUUAAAGGGGUACCCAAAGCGAGAAAGGCCGUUUAUUGAUACAAGAUGCUUAACCGAGAAUAUAAACCUCAACUGCGUCAGUGACUCAGUGCUGGAUAAUAUGCAUCUGAUAUAAUAAUGCGUAAUCUAACAAAUCUGUAAAACACAGCUUCUCCCCUGGGAACGUUUUAUGACGUCAUAGGGGCUCCUGGGGAUGUUUUGCCCUGGGCCCCGCGCAACCUCUCGGCGACCCUGUAUAGGUUAGCUUUACGUACCCGUGACUUCCAGGCAGUAUCUAUAUAUAGCUAUGUUCGACGUUCAAGCUGGUUGAAGUUUCCGAAAACGACUAGGCUGGGUUCGAGAGAAAUAUUCACGAAACCGACACCGAGUCAUACUAUACCAUAACAAAUACCAUAAUUUAGCAUAUACCAGGCACGGAUUUUCCGGGGGGGGGACCCCCCAGAAAUUAUUUGCACACACACCCAGAGGCAUUUGGCACCGCCCCCAAACGUUUUUGCACCCCCGCAAAUUAUAUAUAUUUUGAUUUGAUAGUUUCAUAUUUGAUUAUUCCUACUACUAAAUUUGUAAAAUUACCAAUAUUAUGGUCUCAGAUUUCGCCAUGCAGGCCUAGAAAACAAAUUUUGUUGAGCUUUAUUCUUGGCCUUUCCGGGCGUUGCCACCAGGCCCCGGCCAAAGCAAGCAGCAGCCCCCCAGAUAUUUAUCCACACACCCGAACGAAAAUAUGAAAAUCCGUCUCUGGUAUAUACCAUAACAAAACAAGUAUACAAUUUAUAAUAUAAUUUGUACUACAGCUCCUGAACUCCCAUAAUAGUUGUAAACAAAGCAGUAUUUACAAGUUAAUAAUAAUAAUAAUAAUAAUAAUAAUAAUACAUAAUAUUUUAAGAGGAAGUCUAUUUUACUGUACAAGUUGUAUUCUAUAAGGUCAUCUGUUUAAAUUAGAUUAAAAUAAAUAAAAACGAAGAUGUGUGUUUGGCGAAACCCGAACUUCGUUUUGAGAUUUACACCUUGGAAACAGCCUGCAUUUUUAAGGAAAUAAAUAUCAAGAUUUUGUGGGCAUCUCACUCGAUUGAACACCUAAUCUACACAUGGCAGUACCCUAGUAUAUAUACAUGAACUUGCGAUUAGAACUCAACAACAGGCUUCUGUAGCUCAGUUGGUUCGAGCGCUGCACCGGAAUCGCAGGACCGCAGGUUCGAUUCCUGCCAGGGACCUAAAAAGUUGCAUUUUUCGCUUCUGUUCCUGGUUAGGUCUAAUAAAUGUAUAUAAAUUUCCACUCGAUAAUUCCCAUCUACAAUACCCUUCAACUGGAAGUUUUAGGGCCUUUUAAUAAAUUUAACAAAUUUUCAAUUGGCAGGGAUAUUUUCAAGCACUUUAGUCUACUAUCGUUUUUCAGAUUGAGUUUCUUUUUUUUUGGGGGGGGGGAGAACGUCAAAAUAUUUUGUGGUCAGGGAGCGCACAUUCCAAAAUAUUUUGGAGGGGUGUAAAAUAAACGACUUUUACGUGUUUACAUGUUGGAAAGGGGAGUUCCUCGAGGCGCCACAUGCACCAUGGUUGGCGCCGAGCGGGAAAGUUUUGAAACUUUGAAGUCUCUAGAUCGUCGGAAAUGGCAUUUUCAGACUUUAGUUUUGCCAUCAGCUGGCUGUGGAGCACAGAAAGGAAGUUGAUUCAGGCAGUGUAUAAUGACAAUUAGCAAUUCUGUAACCUUACUUAUUAUUUUUAGACACUGUUCAAAAAAUAAAUCUCACGGAAACAAUAAUUUUGCGUAAUGUUUGUACCGGACGAUCGGGACCGACAAAUGGUUCAUUUUGGACAGAUUUUUUUUACUAUUUCUCAAAAUUAUGGGGUGUCACACCCCCCGUAAUGUGCGACCCCGUUUGUGGUACACAUUUCUAGUUCCUCUACGAGAUUUUGUAUCUCAGAAGUGAAACGGUUUUCGACAGCUUUUUGAACAAAAUUGUAUAGAAAAACAGGUUUUUAAUGGAACAUUUACAUUAAAAAAAUCAAAUUGUGAAAAAAAAUCAUUGUGGGGGAAGAUUGAGUUUCAAAACUCAGUUGAAGAUUGAGUAUUCACUACCGUAUACCGGUAAGAGAAAAGUGCUUGAAAAUAUCCCUGAGUUGGCGAUUAUAAUAAUGCACCAGAGAUACCCGAAUUGAAAAAUGGUGCACCACCUUGUUCACCAAAUUAACCCGUUGUGCACUGGACGUGUUGCAACACUUUCAUUCCAUACUAGAGGCUGAAGGCGCGAGCUCGUUGCAUGAAUGUUUGCCUCUGUUUACUAUAUAUACGAGUGCUUCAGAGUGUUUAACUUUAUCAUUUUUCUAGAUGUGAAUAUCCUGUCUGAACUCUACAUGUCACUUCGAAAGUUUCACAAAGCAUUUCAAGUGAGUAUUAAACCUCAGUGAUAUAUUAAGUAAGUUAAAAUGCAAAUCUACAAUCCUGGAAAAAUUAUGUGGAUUAACCCGCACUCGUAAUAAAUAUAUUCAGGUGUUUUUAUAUUCCACCCCCGUUCAAUGUAUAAGAUAAAUCGCAAGCAUUGAAUGCCGUGUUAAGAGGGAAGGAUUAAUUGCAUGCUUUGACAAAGAAAUAAGGCGGGUGAAGCAUAGUUGCACAUGCAUGUGUUCUGUCUGCACAAUUUUGGAGGGAGUGAGGGGGGGGGGGGGGAUUGUGCCCCGAAGGCCAGAUAAAUAUGCGUAAAAAGUGGUGAAACUAUGGAUCUGGACCCCAUUAAAGAGCUUUAAACAUGAAAAUCAAUUUCUUGCCACUGGCCCCAGAUAAGGUCAUACAUACAGUAUCCUUUGGGCAAUGUGGUUCCUUUUUUGCACCACGUACUGUAGUUCGUUGAUUACAUAAGAGCAGUUUUCACUAAAUAGCAGACCAACAGUUUCACAGAAGGUACUGAAAGUCAUAUAUGAAUACAGUAGCAUAUAUCAACAUGGUUUGGUCACGUUAAGGUAUAGGGAAGUAUAAACAUGUCGAGGUUACUGUUACAUUUUUUAUCUGUACUUAAGUCUCAAGUAUAAUUAGUAUUUCUUACCAAUGGCUGACAGUAUAAUGAUGUAAUUUAUCAUCUAGAUAUGUCGUUAUUCCAAUAUAUGUAAAUUAGUCCGAUGCCAUGCAGAUAGUUCCUCAAUCCAAUAUUUGAAGAAUUUCUACGAGUGUCCACACUGUCUUGUUUAGCUUGGUAUAUAAUAAUCGUGCAAACCUGGAUUUUUGUAGGUCAUAUGUCAGUAUUGCAACAUCCAGUUUGUGGAUUCUGAAUAUUGCAAUUCCCUGGUAAAUGCUGCUGAAGUUCUUUCGGAAGAAGAUCUUAUGAAAGACAGACUUUCUGAUUACCCAUUUGAUGUACCAGAAGAACUUCCAGUUGAUAUUAGAGCCAAGAUGUCUGUUUGUCUUAUUCACAGUAAGGCAAAGCCAGAGAAAAUUCAGGUGAGGAAGUUAGUUGCAGUAAUCUCGGUACAGUGCAUUUUGUAAGAAAUUACAACAGGGACAAAGUCUUAAUGAGGGCCUUUUCCCCAUACAGUUCAGUGUACAUUCUUAUUAAGACAAUUCUGUACUGACUUUUAUAAGAUAGGAUGUGGAAAAUGUGAGAGAAUAUGUGAAAGCAGGCAACUUUCUCAACCUCAUCUAAAAAUCUUACUUCACCACUGGGGCAAGCAAAGGGCCUACUGCAUGGGGUAAAUACCGCAGUAUAGUUCUAUACAAUUAGUUAAAAAAUGCGAUGCAAUAAUGGUAGUCAUGCAGCCAUCACUAUAAUGACGUGAUCGAUUACCUUCCCAGCGCAUUUUCUGGCACCAACUUUUUGAAUGACACGUUGCAUGUACGUAGAAAUGUGUGUAUUUGAUCUUUUAAUGCACAACAUUGUUUCAUAUUAACAAAAUGCGACAAAAUUAAAUGGACAAACUACGAGACUGACAUAUUCCCUUCGAUGUCAGCUUUCCACACCAACUGUACAAUGCGUUACUGUCUGUUAUGACCUGUCUGUUAUGUUUUGAGCAUCAAUGAUUUACCUAUAGGAAUUAGGAAUAUGCCUUGUAUUUCGGCACAAAUACCAGCACCAGUCUAUUUGUGUUAUACUUUCAAUGUUUUGUUGGAUUCAACAUUAUCUAGGCAUUUCAUUGAUUUAAAAUCUGUCAGUGAGGGUUUACAGAUACAAUGUACUGAGCCUAUUGGUUGUAGUUUCGUCGUGUUGCUCGUCGUGAUAUUCUGAUAUAUAAUGAUAACAGUAAUAAUUAUCCUGGUAAAGUAAAGUGUAAUUUGAACAAAGUUAAAAAUAGGUACGCUAGGCGUACAUGUAUCUGCGCAAUGGAAUUCCAUGGUUACUAUGAAAUUUCAUUCACAAUUAUUAGUAAACAUUUAUAUUUCGAAGUGACUAUACAGCUAUUUAGGAAACUGCUGGCUAUAUAGUGACUAAGAAAAAAAAGCUAAGUCAGACAAAACAAAACCCGACCGGCGUUUCACUUUCCGCAUGCAGCGCUAUACCGUAUACGCUAUCACAAAGCAACCAUUGUUUAUAAUACAAACUGAAUAUUUAACAGUUAUUCUACGAACUCGAGUCGAAUAUGAGCUGAUAGCCGAUGAGGCGCGUAGCGCCGAAUCGGCUAUCGCUCAUAUUCGACGAGAGUGAGUGGAAUAACUGUUUUAUUAUAUACACAAGGUCUGAAUUCACAGACUUUGCUUUUCGAAUAUUUUCAAUAUUUUUCUAUUUUGUUUAUGUUUUUAUCUUCGCUGUUUCGGCCGAUUAUUUUUUCAAACAUAUAUAUUUUUAACCAUUUUAAAUUUUAAACAUUUAUUUGCUAACCUGAAAACAAUUUGUGGGAGUUUUUUCAUUGUGUUUUUAAUCCUAUGAAGGCAAUAAAAAGCGACAACUUGCCGUUUUCUCGUUUGCAAAACAUCGUAAAUUCAGUUUGGCCGCCAUUUUGUUUUCCUCUACCAGCAGGAUAUGAGCUAAUAUCCUGCUAGUAGAGAACCAAUCAGAUUGCAGAAUACCUCAUAUCCAGACCUUGUGUAUAUAAUAAUAAGAGUUAUGUAUGAAAUGGGUACAAAAUUGCCGAGGUAAAUACUGCACCCACAUUUAUAAAUGUAUGCUAAAUGAAAAAAAUACAUACAAUCUGUAAAGAAAUUUUAUUAACUUUAACUCAGCUUAUGAAGCAAUCCUAUAAUCCUAAGAUGCCCUGUGACUAAUGCACCAUAUAACAAAAUUUUAACGUAACAUAAUAAUUCUGAAUGCUGUGACUAUAUAUAAAAUGUACCAUAUGUAAACAAAAUUUAGACAUCCCAUACUGUCAGUAGUCAGUAUAUAUUAAUUAUUAAUAGACAAUCGAUAUUAUUAAAAAAGCAUGUACGGUUACUCACCUAAAAGCUUUACGAUGUUACUUUGGGCAUCUUCUAAGAUAUAACAAAAAGUCUUUAUCGGAGAAUUUUGACUUAUAUACAUAGCCAGAGCAAAAUAUAAUAUAUUCGUCACUCUAUAGAAAGCCGCCAUCUUUGUUUUACGGCCUGUUCGCAGGCGUACAGCCCUAAUUAGUCGACCUGAGUGUUUAACGCACGAACACACACACCCCCACAACUCGAUAGCAUAGUAUCUAGCGCUCCGCGCAGAUACAAAAAUCGUAAAGUUUUGAUUUCAAGAUACUUACCCUAUUCCCCCGCAUAAGCGCAGCGCCUAUAAGGCGGAUCUUAUGCGAUUUUGGGAAAAAUUUGGAGUAAACAUUGAUGGGUUAUAGGCUAUAAACAUGCGCCUAUAAAAAUUCACUUAUAGGGGAACCCGAUUUUUGUCUCCAACUACGCGCAUGGGGUCUGGGUACGAAAAUUGGCGAAUCCUUUUUAAUAGCGGAGAAAACAACGUUAGUAUAAACGGUAAAUGUAAAUUUAAUAUUUUUUAAAAACUUCCCAAUUUAACAACCUAUUAACGGUAACAAGUGCAAAUUUAGUAUUUUUAAGCAACUUUCCGGUUUAACAUGUGUUCCAAUUUAACUUCGUGUGUGUUUAAUUAAAGUACCUCUGACACAAAAAAUGAUUUUCAGUCUAUUGAAAGUACUCAUAUUCAGAUAUAAGCACAUGUGCCUAUAUCUGCGGGGCGCCUAUAUGCGGGGGAAUAGGGUAUGUAAAUUUAUCUAUAGCCAACAUGCAAUGCAAGGUCACCCAGAAACAGUCAUGUUCAAAGUUGUUUGUUAGAUAUUAAGUAAUACACUCUAGUAAACUGUCCCGUCGAUAUCGAUCAUAUCUGAAAUAAUCUUUAUAGGACGUUAUUUCACCGAUAUUUUUGGAACCCAUUGAAGAGGUUGGAGAUUUGUAUUUGGACAUUGCCGAUGCUUACUGUGAGACUGGUGGGUAGUGAAGUUAUAUUUAUAGAGUCUUCGAUUCUCCUUAUUUGGCACACCCACAUUGACCCACCACUUUCUGAUGGAGUUCAUGACCAUAUCCACACCUAAACGACAUGCAUGCAUGCAUGCCUAUGCAUGGGCACGCCCGAAGCAAGAUCAUAGUUACUAAAGGCAGACCAUUCCUUUCUGAGGGGCAUGCAUGCAUGGAAUUCCAUAGCUAAGACCUUGUGUUAUAAGUGCAAGUGUACAAUAGUUUGGGCGUACCAUAACGUUUGUGGGAAAAUAAUGUAAGACCCUACACAGGUGGAAGAAUAAUGUAAGACCCUGCACAUAUUUAAUUUGUUUGCCAAUUGUCAUCAAGAAUCCAAACACUAAUCUUGUGAUUAUGUGAAGAUAUGGCGACCAUAAUAAUGGUAAAGUAUUUCUUGAAAUGACGAAUUCCUAUUCUAGGCUUGUAUGAAGAAGCUUUAAUUUUGUUGGAUCCUCUGGUGAAAACUGAACAAUUUGGGCAGGUAAAAUACAUGCUGCGGACAUUUUAUUAUAAAACGAUAGACUGUACCACUAAUAUACAUGCAUGUUAACACUGUAAGUUAAUUUUAUUUUAUAUAAGAUAAAGUAAUACUGCGACAAGUUCAGACGUCCAAAUCAGAUUGAAGGUCUAGCUUGCAGUAGAUACAUUUCGGAUUGAUAGGAUCAGAAAAGCGGGUCGGAUACGAAACUGGUUUCGAAUGACCCAUCUUGGAAAAAUAUAAAUCCAUGGUUUCUGAUUCAACUUUCCAGCGCUCUGAUGACUGAGCUAUUGGGGCGUCCGAAUGAAACAGUCUAAAUAUAUAUGCAGUAACACAGUGUAUCUACGACGGACGAGCUUCACAGAUGAUCUGGGGACGAUGUAGGCUAACUUGGAAUGAUAGUGUAUUGCUUAUUGUCCCGAGCAGGGUAGCACUAGUAUAAGUCGGGCUGUUCAAAUGAGGUCGAACCACAUGUUGAAACUUGAAUUUCAGAAUGUUCCAAAUGGGAAUCGAACCCAAAGUGUCUGGUCUUACAGCCUGUCAUUAAGCUGCUUACAAUAUCCACUCUUUCUGAUUUUUUAGUGCCAAUAUCGCUAAGGAAUAAAGUUAUUUUUGUAAAUUUUAGGCUGCCGUUUGGCUGAAGAAAGCAGAAUGUCUGUCAACAUUAGGCAAAGAAGAGGAAGCGGCGGAGGCUUAUUCCUGGGUCGUUUCUCUCGCUCCCACUCAUUCUGAAGCAAGAUUUACACUUUCCACCUUGUAUCAGAGACUGGGCCAUAGCGAAAAGGCACUGAAAGUAUUGGAAGGUAUUCAUUUAGGAAGAGAAAGCAUUUUCUUACAGUCAGUUGACGUUUUAAGAGGCGGUAUAUCGUAACGUUGUAUACCGCAUUAAGAAAUGCCUUCCCUGGAGAAGUGUCUCACAAUCUUUCGUGCAUGGGGUAGUUUUCCUCUAGGGGAAAGGUGUAUGGCUAUUGUGAUGUCUGUUUUUGGGAAGUGUUCCGCUGGGGAAAAGUGCGCGUGGGUUAUUAGAGCCAUGUGUUUCACAUGUAUUCCAUUUAGGGAGCGAUCUGCGUGGUUUCGACACUAGUCAGUUUGACUCACAAAAUUGGCUCCCUCCAUGAGAGAGAUUUCCUCCCUAAGGGAUGUUUACUGUACUUCCACCGCUACAGGCAGUUAACUAAUUCAGAGGCGUGCGCCAAAAUAUUAUGUAGCGAAUCUGUGAAUGGCGCAAGAAAUGCAAGAAAGGCUUCACAGUUUUUCUCUCCUGCAACUGUGUCGAUCAUGAAACGCCUGUGAGAGAGAUAGGAGUAUGUUUAUGGAGAUGGGCCAGCGCAGAUAGCGAAGAUGCUCGAUUUACCACACCAAAUUAUCGUAUUCAUAUGGAACUUCUCAGGUGUUUUGCUCGCCAGUAACGGUAGUAACCCUCAGGUACGAUUAUAAAGGUCAAGAAAAUGUCAUUUACAACACUAUACCGUUGUUGUUUUUGGCACGAUUCCUGUAUAUAUUAUAUAUAUAUAUAUAUAUAUAUAUAUAUAUAUAUAUAUAUAUAUAUAUAUAUAUAUAUAUAUAUAUAUAUAUAUAUAUAUAUAUAUAUAUAUAUAUAUAUAUAUAUAUAUAGCUUAAGGUUUUGGUUUACGAAACACAAACACUAGACUGAAAGUGUUCUUAGACAGAUCUUCGAACCGCUUAGAGAGUCCCUAGGGCUAUUAGCUAUAUUAAACAAAAAAAUGAUUCUCAAUAGCCACGCGCCUCGUUACAACUCUUGUAUGUAGACCUGGAAAAAUUUUGAAUGUUCCUCGGAUCCUGAAUUUGCCUUUUUCAAAUGUUCCUGAAAAGUGCGUUGCUGUACAUUACGCCACCAUGUAUGUACCAACAAAGUAUACUGGAUUUAUGUUACAUGUUUCACAUGAAGGAAGUAUGAUAUAACUAUUUCUUAAGAUUCGCCCAUAACGUAUAUGUAUGAAAAGUUGGAAAUUUUCCUUAAUCUUCUUGCUAUUAAAGGCAAACGUUCCUCAGGAUCCUGAUACCCUAUUUUUUCCCAGGUCUGAUUCUAUGAACAGGGAAGAUUUAUUUUACUAUCUUUUUAGAAAUGCCGAACGACGAUAAAGAUUUGUGGAUUGGAGGCGACAAUGACGAAGAAGUGAGAUCCGAUGUUCAGCCGAAAACAAAACCAAAAAUUAAAUUACUUGCAAUCCAGGUUCGUUCUUUAGAUCAUUUAGAAUUGUCACACUGA
Messenger RNA from Paramuricea clavata, 17280 nucleotides. The record is from the annotation of a GenBank genome assembly. NCBI's taxonomy places the organism in Eukaryota, Metazoa, Cnidaria, Anthozoa, Malacalcyonacea, Plexauridae.